AUAAAACCUACAUUUCUCACCAAAGACUCGCUCAAAAGUUACAACACAUACCUUACCUUUCUCCUUGUUUCUCUCUUCCCCACUGACAUUACCUUUCCCACACGAAACCUAAGAACAAACCCUUUUCUUAUUCCUCAAGCAAUCUACGAAACCAAUCACAAUAUUGCUAAUACGACCGUUAACUCCACAGUCUUCAACAUGUCUAUGCCCACGACCGAAACAAACAAUAUUAAACCAGUCCGCAAUCUCGUUUCAACGCCGGUCACAAUUUUUUUGACCGGUGGUCUUCUCAUCAUUCUCACCAGUUUCUUCUCCUUCUUCUUCUGUGGAUCUUUUCUCAAAAAACUCUUAAACAUUUGGAACAACCUUAGAAACCGAAACCGUCCAAGUAACCUAAUCCAACCCUCUAUUCCCCCUGAACAUGUUGGCCUUGGCUCCAAGAUCAUUCAAUCGUUCCCUGAGUUUCCAUAUUCGGUGAAAGAUCGUGGGAUGGAUCAGUGUUCUAUUUGUUUGAUAGACUUUAUGGAUGAUGACACCAUGAGGCUCAUUUCUACUUGUAAUCACUUCUUUCACACAAUUUGCAUUGAUCUUUGGUUUGAGUCACACAAGACUUGCCCGGUGUGCCGACGCCAGCUUGAUGUAGAACAGACCUCACAAGAAGAGCAGCCGGCUAUUCCUGAAAUUGACUUAGUUACAUCUGAAAGCCAUGAAGAGCGUUUGUCCCGCGACACUUUGACAAUCAUCGUUCACGAGGAGCAUCCUACGACUACUAUUGGUAUUAAUUUAGAUCAAACAGACGAGAUCGAAAACUAUGAAAGGCGAGUGAAAGAGCCGAAUUUGCGGUUUUGGAGGUCACAUUCUACUGGACAUUCUAUUGUUGUUAAAACCGAAACCGAACAAUCAGCAGAAGAAAAGGAAAAGGAAGAAUUUAAUAUACAUAUUGAGAUCUCUGGAGAAUGUCAAUUUGAAGAUCACAUGAGAAAUUUACCGAACAGAAAUCUGUAUUGUGUUAGGGGAACUUACUCAGUAGGAUAGAACCUAAGAAUGUGAAAUGGGUUGGCUAAUAUAUCAUUUACUGGAUCCAACAAUGAAAUUGUGUUCUCUUGUCUUAAAGGUCCAAUAUUAUAAUUCUUUUGUAUACCAUAGGUUAAGGUAUUAUAGAUUGUAGUCAUGUCUAUACUCAAAUAUAUGUACUUGAAAACAAACCAGAGGUGUACUUGAUAGAAAACCGGUGUUAAUGCGAUGGGUGUCAAUUUUAUAGAUAUUAAUUAUUUGGAAAAUAUGAGAGUAUUCUAAAGUAGAGAGAGAGCAGUGACGAUAUAUUUUUAUUUACAAGUUGUCUAAAUUUUGAAAAUAGAACAGGCCAAAG
Brassica rapa (field mustard) is the source of this 1369-nucleotide messenger RNA. RefSeq names its product RING-H2 finger protein ATL81. Lineage: Eukaryota; Viridiplantae; Streptophyta; Magnoliopsida; Brassicales; Brassicaceae. The record is from RefSeq and is a predicted model, not a curated record.